AUGGGGCGUGGUUUGGUGAGAUGUGCCCACGGGCUGGAGCAUGGAGGUCUGAAGUUGCAUGCUUUGGGGCUGGAGCAUGGAGGUCUGGAGGUGCCUAAGCCUGGCAUGCGAGGUGGGCUCGAGCUGGCGUGCGCUGGGCUUCGAAUUGGGGGUCUGGAGGCUCCAGGCCCUGCCUGCAUUGGAGCUGAGCGGAAUUGGGCCAGCGUGAGACGUGGGCUUGCGCUAGGCAAGCUGGCCACUUGCGCUGGUGCUGGAGCGGGCUGCGCGCUGGAGUCGGGCCUUGCGCGAGACUUGGGCCGCGCCAGCUGCUGUUUGGAGCGAACGGGCCAGGCACUAGACGGGCCUCUGUGCUGGACUUGGUGCUGGGCUGCGCGCUGA
Messenger RNA from Prunus armeniaca (apricot), 378 nucleotides. NCBI's taxonomy places the organism in Eukaryota, Viridiplantae, Streptophyta, Magnoliopsida, Rosales, Rosaceae. The record is from the annotation of a GenBank genome assembly.